AUGGCUGGACGUGGUAGAGGAAAAAGUAAACCUUCUGUAUCAGAACAGUUAGGCUUUGCUAAAGGAGAAGCGUUGCCUCCGCCUGUCUUACAGCCUCCAUUAAAAUAUCCCCUUUUGGAGUAUAAACCAUUGCCCUUGAAUAUUACUACAGAAUUGAGUUAUUUGUUUGAAUUAAAGAAAGGAUAUGCAGAAUAUAUGAGAGAAUCUCCUAACAAUGUCUUGCCUCUUGUAAUUAAAAAAGAUAUUGAGAGGUAUUCAGAUCGGUACCAAGAUUUAAUUACUGAUAAAAGUAGUUAUGAAAUUAGAUACGAUUGGAGCAGAAUGCCUGUAGAAUUAAAGCCUCAAUUGCGAAAGCGUAAAGAACAAAUGUUGGAGGGUCCAAAGAAAAAGCAAAAGACUAUUGAUGUAGAAUCAAAAUUACAAGAAUUAGAAAAAAAGGAGAAUUCCCAACAAAGUGAUGUAGAAGAAGAAGAAAAAGAGGAGGAAGAAACAGAAGAGAAGGAUGAUGAACAUCUAGAGGAAGAAGAAGAAGAAUUAGAUGAAGAAAUGGAUGAGGGAACUGAUUAUGCGAAUAAUUAUUUCGAUAAUGGAGAAGAUUAUGAUGAUGAAGAUGACAAUUUAGACGAUGGGCCGAUUUAUUAA
Messenger RNA from Heterotrigona itama, 642 nucleotides. Lineage: Eukaryota; Metazoa; Arthropoda; Insecta; Hymenoptera; Apidae. The record is from the annotation of a GenBank genome assembly.